AUGACCAGCUCCGCCAGGUGGCCCGUAUGGACAGGAAACGGCAGCAGAUUGGAAAUUAACGGCCAGGGAUGCAGCCAAUACUACCUGCUUGGUAUCGGCUUGGACCUGCACGAUUCGCCCACCAAGCUGCUCUGGCGGCCGGGCAAACGCGCCAUGAGCCUGCACUUGGAUUUAUGGGGAUCCGGAACUUUAAAAGUCUUCAGGAAAGCAGAUUCACAGCUUCAGUAUGACAUGACAAUUCGGCGUGCAUCUGGUGAUGCCCCCUGUGUUGUAACGAGUGCCACCCUCGAUGUAGCCCGCAUUUGCCAGCUUAAUCAAACAGGAAUACGUAGAAUUGCCAUUGUAAGCAUAGACGACGACGACGAUCCGACUCCAAGCUACUUUUCCUUUGACUGUGAGGAUGACGCAGAGAAAGAGAUUACAUGUAAAUAUAAGAUACGCAUAGAAUUAUUGACAGUACAUAGUCAUGCCUAUUCGUAUAUAUUGAAGCCUGGUGUCACUGCCAAUAUAGUUUAG
Messenger RNA from Penaeus indicus, 516 nucleotides. RefSeq lists its product as uncharacterized. NCBI's taxonomy places the organism in Eukaryota, Metazoa, Arthropoda, Malacostraca, Decapoda, Penaeidae. The record is from RefSeq and is a predicted model, not a curated record. The transcript is spliced from 5 exons. Bases 1 to 516 code for a protein of 171 amino acids.